AUGCUUCCGGGCGUGGGCGUGUUCGGCACCAGCCUCACGGCGCGCAUCAUGGUGCCGCUGCUGCAGAAGGAGGGCUUCAGCGUCCGGGCGCUGUGGGGGCGGAGCCAAGAGGAGGCGGAGGAGCUGGCCACGGAGAUGGGCGUGGCCUUCUACACCAGCCGCAUCGACGACGUCCUGCUCCACCCUGACGUCGACCUGGUCUGCAUCAACCUGCCGCCUCCGCUCACGCGCCAGAUCGCUGUGAAGACGCUGGGUAUCACGGCCCCUCUGUGGGACCCCUCUGUUGGACCCCUCUGUUGGACCCAUCUGUGGACCCCUCUGUUGGACCCCUCUGUUGGACCCAUCUGUGGACCCCUCUGUGGACCCCUCUCUAAGACCCCUCUGUGGGACCCCUCUGUGGACCCCUCUGUGGACCCCUCUGUGGACCCCUCUGUGGACCCCUCUGUGAGACCCCUCUGUGGGACCCCUCUGUGGACCCCUCUGUGGACCCCUCUGUUGACCCCUCUGUGGACCCCUCUGUGGACCCCUCUGUUGACCCCUCUGUGGACCCCUCUGUGGACCCCUCUGUUGACCCCUCUGUGA
Molecule: messenger RNA, 582 nt
Organism: Knipowitschia caucasica
Lineage: Eukaryota; Metazoa; Chordata; Actinopteri; Gobiiformes; Gobiidae
Source: the annotation of a GenBank genome assembly